CACCACCCUCCCCUCAUUCUGCCAGAAAAAGGCGAAUAAAACCAAAAGCCGACCUAGGCUGCAACUUCGCGAUCAUCAGAGGCUGUUUUGCUGUACUCCAUCCAAUCCAAGCACCUUAAAUACCGCUGCUUGGAGCACAAUCCUUAACCCAGAAAUAGCACCAAGCACAUUGAAACUCUCGCGGACAUGGCGGCCGGGAAGCGCACCAUCGGCCUGGCGAUGGACUACUCGCCGUCCAGCAAGGCGGCGACGAGGUGGGUGGUCGAGAACCUGGUGAAGGCCGGCGACCGGAUCAUCCUCAUCCACGUCCUCCCCAAGGGAGCAGACGCCAGCCACAAGGGGCUCUGGAAGAGCACCGGUUCACCUCUGAUCCCUCUGCUGGAGUUCAUGGAGAUGAACGUGCAGGCGCGGUACGGGGUCAACCCUGACAAGGAGGUGCUGGAGAUCCUGCAAGCUGAGUCCAAAUCCAAGCAGGUAGAAAUACUGGCAAAAAUAUACUGGGGCGACGCAAGGGAGAAACUUUGCGAGGCUGUAGAUGAUCUCAAGGUGGACUCUGUUGUGCUUGGUUGCAGGGGCUUAGGGCCCUUGAAAAGAGCACUCCUUGGAAGCGUCAGCAACUAUGUUGUCAACAAUGCAACCUGCCCCGUCACAGUGGUGCGUGGACCAAAUGGAUCACUUGCUUGAAGAUGUCACUUCUGGAAUGAUGGGCUAAUUUGUGUGUUCGUUGGUCUGUCAGCGUAGGUGCAAAUGGUGCUAUUUAAGACUGAUAGUGAUAUUUUGCCUUUUUGGAUUCCUAGCUAUCCUUGUGGUGCAAAUACAGUGUGUUUUCCUCUGUUAUCUCCUAGUUAUACUACAAUCUGUUGUUUCUUACAUACUAUUUGUAAAAAAAAUGCCUACAGGCUUGUUCAGUGGUGCAUUUUCGAUUAUGUGCAUGACUAGACAGACC
This is a messenger RNA of Triticum dicoccoides, 946 nucleotides long. Its product is annotated as universal stress protein PHOS32-like. The transcript has 5 exons. The record is from RefSeq and is a predicted model, not a curated record. Bases 187 to 684 code for a protein of 165 amino acids. Lineage: Eukaryota; Viridiplantae; Streptophyta; Magnoliopsida; Poales; Poaceae.